AAUCUUUGCACUUAAAACUUUCGGAAUAACAAUCAACAGCUGGCGUCUUGUUUAAACAAUAGCAUACAUAAACUGUUUACAAUUUACAAAGUGUAAGCAUAGAUAAUAUAUGUGUAUAGAUGUGUUAUCAAUAUUAAGAGGCGCAAAGUUAUACCCGAAGUCAACUCACCGGCAUUGGCACAGUCGCUCAACGGAACUCGUGAAGAGCGCAAGCUAGCUAGCUAGAUAAAUUAGCAAAACACUACAUUACUAAUAGCUAACAAGUUUACUGUGUGUAGGCGCUAUACGCAUAACUUCGACCGACCAACUCCGGCAAAGUGUUGCUUGUGGAAUUUUCCACGCAUACAUAAAUGAUCACUCACUGCGCGCAUGCAAACGUCUUGUGUGUAUUUUAUAUCUACAACUCUUGGCCAACAUUUGUCCAUUCAUAGAUCACGCUUACAACAAACGCAGAUAUUUCGAACAUUCCAGAAUUAGAAAAUGUCUCAUCGUCGCCAACUAUACAUAAACGCUACACAGCGACCCAUGGAACCCUUUUGUGAUUGUGCAUUUCCGCAAAGUGUCUUACUGGCCACUUAUAAAGGAUAUAUACCGGAUUUAGUGAAUUGUCGUUGUGGUGAACGUGUUGUGGAAAAUAAAAAUGAAAAUUUAGAAAAUACUGUCACAAAGGAAUCUAAUGUUGAGAAAGCGCCGAAGGAAAUAGUGUGUCAACCGAAUGGUUUGCAAUGGAGUUGGGAACAGAAUGAAACUACUGACACCUUGAUCAAAGGUGCUGAUAUCACUUUUCAUCCUACCUAUAGUCAAGGUACUGCAAUUGUGCGCAGUGAACGGCCUCUUAAGACGGGCAUGGUGCAUUUCUGGGAGAUGCGCAUCAUAACGCCACUAGCUGGCACCGAUGUGAUGUUCGGUAUUGGCACUGAUAAAGUUGAACUCAAUCAAUUCCAGUAUCAUUUCGUUUCGGCGCUCGGCACAAAUGCACAAUCCUGGGGUUUUUCCUACAAUGGCAAAAUACAACAUAACGGCGUACAAUUGCCGUAUGGCCUGAAAUUCUCACAGGGUUGUAUUGUGGGCAUUUGUCUGGAUCGUGCGCGUGGCACAUUGGAAUUCUAUUUGAAUCGUCGUGCAUUGGGUGUGGCCUAUACGAAUAUACCGUUAGAUCCAGAAGUCAAACUCUAUGCUAUGGUCUGUUCGACAGCCGCCAAGUCAGUGGUGCGUUUAAUAAAUUCCACCUCGCAAGCGGAUUGUCUGCAAUUGCGCGCUUUUAAAGCGCUCUCCAAGCAGCCGAAAGAUUUGCAGUUACUACGUCAGAUGCCCGGUUUUCGUGGCAUAUUGAAUGAUUAUUGGUUCCUAACGCCGCCGGUGCGUUAUUCACGUCGCAAUGCGGCUAGCGAAUUGGAUAUUGCCGAUGAGGCGGUGCUAUCGAAGUCGAGACUGAGCAGGAAGCAGAAAUAUAAAGAUGAUGACUUUGACAUAGAUGAUCUCUACUCAAAUGCGCACAAAAUAGCGAUGCGUUGCAGCCCAGAAAAGGAUGAUGAUUUGCAUCCGAGCGAAUUUUUCGAUGAAUACUUUCAUUUCCUAUUUUAAGCGUCCAGUCAAACAGCAAAAGACUAAGACUUUAGCUAAGAAAAACAAUUAACAAAUUCCCAUUAUAAAUUUCCGUUUACCCAUUUAAGCAUUUACAAAGGUUUAUGGUUACGAAAUUUGUAGCGCAAUUAGUAUUUGUAAAUUUAAUUAUAAGCUUUUUAGCGCGAAAUAACAGUUGUAUAUUCGUGCUUAAAAUUUUCCAUUGCCAUAUUUUUUUAGAUUUAAUUUGUGUACUAAAAUUAUGAAUGUGUUACCAUCAAACCGUCACAUGGCAUUUAUUUUAUUUAACUUAAUGAUUUACAACUGUUUACAAGCAUUUCUAGUUAGAUAAAUCCUCCGACUUAACUUAAUAACACUUAACUCUUUACGCGCGUAGCAUUUGAGCCAAAUUAAUACAUUUUGGCAUCAUACUUACAUACUUUACUGACAUUUCUAAGUCGCUUUAUUACUUUUUAUUUUUUUUUUUUGACUCUUUUGUUUUUGUUCGCUGCGUGUUCAAUUGUUUUAUAAACAAAACCGUGCUAAAACACAUGUCACAUUGUUUGCGCUUGACUUAAGUACAUGUUAAGUAGUUAAGUAUGUGUAUAUAUAAGCUUAAUUGUAAAAUUGUAUAUAUAGUAACUGCAUUUCUUUGAGAGAUGCACUAAUUGUUUGUAUACAUAUAACUCUAUUCUGAGUUUAAUUAUCGACUGUGUUCAAUAGAAAUUUGCUAAUCUCAGCUAAUGCACAAUUAGAACACUAAUUUGUUUACUUUAGUUUAUUAAUUAACGAUGUUUUAAGUGCUCUUUAUAAAUAAAUAAAUUUAUUAAAAUAGUUUUUA
This is a messenger RNA of Bactrocera latifrons, 2404 nucleotides long. Its product is annotated as SPRY domain-containing SOCS box protein 3. Gene Ontology annotation, biological process: proteasome-mediated ubiquitin-dependent protein catabolic process. Lineage: Eukaryota; Metazoa; Arthropoda; Insecta; Diptera; Tephritidae. Gene Ontology annotation, cellular component: SCF ubiquitin ligase complex. Gene Ontology annotation, molecular function: protein binding. The transcript has 3 exons. The coding region runs from base 481 to 1584 and encodes 367 amino acids. The record is from RefSeq and is a predicted model, not a curated record.